CAUCGGACCUGGGAACCUUUCCAACUUCUUUAUUCUGACAACAACUCAUCAACCCCCCCCCAAGGUCCCGAGGACAAAGCGGAAAGCGAGCAGGCUCCCGGUAAAAUUUUGUUUUGUUUUACUCUCAUCGCAUAUUCCUAAGAAGCCCGCCAUCCUCAUAUAAGACCCUUUCCACCCGGCCAAUCCCUAAGGAAAACAAAACAAUGCCGCCCGCUACCACUCUCUUCCGCGCCGCCCGGCCCGUGUUCCAGCAGUCUGCGCUGCGCCCGGCCUUCCGCAGUAACUUCGCUCCCAAGACCGGCCGGCGCUUCGCGAGCACCGCGACCACCGGGGAGGGUGCUGCCCAGAGCUGGUUCCAACGCAUGUGGAACAGCCCCAUUGGCAUAAAGACGGUGCAUUUCUGGGCGCCGGUGAUGAAGUGGGCGAUUGUCAUUGCGGGUAUCUCCGACUUCGCGCGACCUCCCGACAAGCUGUCGUUAACGCAGAACGCUGCCCUAACUGCUACGGGACUCAUCUGGACGCGCUGGUGUUUCGUCAUCAAGCCCCGUAAUGUUCUCCUCGCCACCGUCAACUUCUUCCUCGGCUGCGUCGGUAUCAUUCAGGUCUGCCGUAUCCUCAUGUGGCGCAGAUCGCAAAAGGACGCACCCGCCGCCGCUGAGUCGGGCGACGCCCAAGCUAAGGAGGCUGUCAAGGCUUAAAGAUAUACCUAGAGCAGCAGCAGGCACAUGGGAUUACGGGGUAGUGUGAUUUUGAUACCGAAGUACGGGGGAGCAUUAUACAUCGGGGAGGGCGGGUGGUUGCAUGACGAAAUGCCAGCCGGCACACUCGAACGAGUCCGGACUUAAGUAUUUCGCAAAACUUAUAGACUACGGGUAAUUGCUACUUUGUGGAUUAUCUGGCCUCGAAAAUAGGGGCGGCUAGAUGGUGGAUUAGGUACACAGGGUAUUCUCUUGUUGAUUCUCCUAGGUAGCAUGAUAAACUCGGAAAAGGGGAGCUUGCUUGUACCACCACUUUACUACCCGGUGCAUCAGAAUCAGUUAGGUAAACAUGGAAGUUUUCUAUCUUAUGGUUGCAGUGGGUACUGGUUGAAAUAUUCACUUGAAGUUGACAAUGUGUGAAGAAUCCCUAAAGAUCAGGAUUGGCUUGAAGAUCGAAUGUCAAGAAAUAGGAUACGUCCUUUUUUUAAGUCUUCUAUCCACAUCUAUAUUCAUAUUGUUUGGGAUACUGCAAAGGGAUCGAUCCAUUUCCUCCCUAAGUAGUAGCGAUAGCCGGUUGAUAAUAGCCAUUUCUAAUAGUCGGACUAGUAAGAUCCUAGCUAGUAGAGACUUUCUUUCAGCCAGUUUCUCUACAUAGUAAAACCGGAUUAACUACGGCCAUUCAAUAGACUUCUCUAUUAUAUUUCGUCGCAUUA
Molecule: messenger RNA, 1411 nt
Organism: Daldinia vernicosa
Lineage: Eukaryota; Fungi; Ascomycota; Sordariomycetes; Xylariales; Hypoxylaceae
Product: UPF0041-domain-containing protein
Exons: 2
Coding region: 204-698 (164 amino acids)
Biological process (GO): pyruvate import into mitochondria
Cellular component (GO): mitochondrial inner membrane
Molecular function (GO): pyruvate transmembrane transporter activity
Source: RefSeq, a predicted model, not a curated record